Messenger RNA from Sorex fumeus (smoky shrew), 4405 nucleotides. It is a transcript of the gene SHOC1, whose product is annotated as shortage in chiasmata 1. The coding region runs from base 16 to 4350 and encodes 1444 amino acids. The record is from RefSeq and is a predicted model, not a curated record. NCBI's taxonomy places the organism in Eukaryota, Metazoa, Chordata, Mammalia, Eulipotyphla, Soricidae. Gene Ontology annotation, biological process: resolution of meiotic recombination intermediates. Gene Ontology annotation, cellular component: condensed nuclear chromosome. Gene Ontology annotation, molecular function: ATP hydrolysis activity; single-stranded DNA binding. The transcript is spliced from 25 exons.
GUUCCAGUUUUGGGAAUGACAGAUUCAGGCUUGGAUCAACAAAAAGCUGAUCUCUUUGUGGAGAAUUUCUUUGAGAAAAAAUCAAUUACAGAAAUUGUGACCCCGAUUAACAAUGAAUUUGAUGAAGUUGUUCCAAGUUCAAACCCAAACUCUCAAACUGAAGAAGAAACCAACUUAUAUACUUGUGAAGACUACAUUGAAAUCUUCUCACCUAUUAACCCUUUAGUAAUAUAUCCAGCACUUCAAGCAGAGAGCCAAGAUUUGUCUACUAAUGAAGAGAUCAUUUCUGUAGAUAAUUUAAUGACCUAUGAUAGUCAGCUGACAACUUCAGACACUCUACUGAGUGGUCAGAAAUUAUGUUUGGCUGAAAAGCCCCAUAUAGACUUCAAAGGACAAAGCACAGAAGCAGAUUAUUCCAGUGAAUGUUUCUCUUUUCAAGAAGAUUUGGAAAGCUUUAUGAAGGACGAUUUUUUCAUGGAUGAAGAAAACUUUGGUCAAGAAUGUCUAGAAAACAUAGUAUGUUCUUUCCUUCACUUUCCUUCACCAUCAGUAUUGCCUGAGAAUAAAACCUUAGUAUCUUCAAGUCUCAGUCAAGAAGCUGAUAUGUCAGCCUUCUCAGAAGUGAAGGAAUCAUUAAACUUCAUGCCAGAAGGAGUAAAUUAUGUAGAUAAAAAUAAAAAGCUUUCCCAAAAAGAUCUUACUAUCCAGCAAAACAUUGGAACUGAAAACAUAAAAUGCAGCUCUACAGAAAUUUUGGGCACUCAAAGCCAGAGUGAACCAAAGAACAGAGAACCAGCAAUGUUAGAAAUGCCAUUAAUUCCUCUGAAUUUAACAAACCAACAUUCUUCGGUGAAUUUGUUAUGUCCAGGACUUCAGAAAUUUUUAUUUUCUCCUGUUGGCAAAAUUAGUUUGCUUACUGCUGAAGAAUCAGUUAACAAAUACUUGAAGGUAUGGCAAUUACAAAGUUGCAGAAGUUCUUUGAAGUCACUUUUGCUUACAGUGCCAAAAACUGAAGAGCCCAUCAACCAGCAUCCAGCUAUAAACCUGAAAAAGCUAUUUUCUACUGAAGAAAAAGGUGUCGUGGUUAGUCCUAUAAAUACAGAGAGAUGGAAACAAACAGGACUAAACCUGAUAGUGACAGAAGAUUUGGAACAUCAGAAUAUAUAUUUGUGUCCUGAUGAUCUAUCUUCUGAUGAUAAUAAAAUGAAGAUUAACUUGCCUAGUAAAGAACUCCAAUUAGAAUCAUGGCAAGAACAUAAAGGUUGCCCCUCAUCUAUUGUACUUAUUGAUGAGAAAUCUACAAAUGAUCAUUUAUCUCUUCCACAAAAAAGUUUAUCUUUGGUAGAAGAAGUACCAGAUCUAUGUUUUUCUGAUGAUGAUAUCUCUGUUAAGACACCAACAAAAGAAGAGAAAGCAAAAAAUGAUGUGGAACUAUCUUAUAGAAUAAUUGAAAAUGAAAAAAAUAAAGAUUGCAAGGAACUUUGCCACACAGUACCAUCAUCUCUUGAGUCACAUUCUUCUCCAAUAAUUGAAAAAACAUCUUUUAAGAAUGGCAAAAGUUGUGGGAAUAAUUUGGACCUUUUGAGCGACUUUAUUAUGCUUCGAAAAAAAUAUAAUACUUGCAUCUCAACUGAUCACAGUGAUGGAGUCUUAGACAAUGAUAAAAAAGAUGGUAAAGAGUGUUCUUGGAUGCUUCAAGAAGAAGGUAUGAAUAAAACCCUAGAAAAAGUCAAUCAGGAGAAAAUGGAAGACAAUGUCACUGAAGAUAAUGUCACUGAAGAUAAUGUCAUUGAAAUUCAAGCAUCAGAGAGCCAGUGCCAGGCAUACUGUCUCCUAGAAGCCACAGCUACUCCCAUUUUAAAAGAACUUGUACGUCUCUCUACUCACCAGGCUGUUAGUUGGAAAUUUGCCACUGUAAUUUUUGAUCAAACAAGGUUCCUCUUAAAGGAACAAGAAAAAUUAGUAAGUGAUACUAUUCCUCAAGGUACAAGUAAUGAAAGAGAGACAAUAUACAAGUAUGCUUCUCUCUUACACCUUCUGGUAACAAUUAGAGAUGUACUUUUGACAUGUAACUUGGACACAGCUUUAGGAUAUUUGUCAAAUGCGAAAGAUAUCUACCAAAGAAUUUUAGGCUCUUACUUAGACAAUGUUUGGAGACAACUGACAAUUAUACAGUUUAUUAAGGGGAAAAAUCCUGAAACCAAUUAUAAGAUACAAGAAUUGCAAUGUCAGAUACUGAGUUGGAUGCAAAAUAAAGAGCAAAUUAAGGUAUUAAUUAUAUUAAGGAUGGAAUCAGAUGGUGAAAAAGAUUUACUCAUUAAAAUCCUUAAGAAAAUGGAAGGUUUCAAAUUGACUGUCUUACAUCCGAAUGAAAGGAAAAAAAAUUUGGCAUCCAGAGAUGUUUUAAAUGGUACAAGUUCCUGUGUAGUUGUACAUAAUCAAUACAUUGGAGCAGAUUUCCCCUGGAGUAAUUUCUCAUUUGUGGUGGAAUACAAUUAUGUAGAAAAUUCUUGUUGGACCAACCAUUGCAAAAAACUGAAUAUUCCUUACAUGGCUUUUAAAGUAUCUCUUCCAGACACUGUUUUAAAGAGAAGCACCUUGUUGGAUAGAUUUGGUGGUUUCCUUUUAGAAAUUCAGAUUCCUUAUGUGUUUUAUGCCUCUGAGGGAAUUCUUAACAAUCCAGAAAUACUUCAGUUGUUAGAAUCCAGUUAUAAUAUCACCCUAGUGGAAAGAUGCUGCAGUGAGUCACUAAAGCUUUUUGGAGACACAGAACAUUAUGUAGUAAUGACAAUUAAUGAACAUACUGCCAUAGUUUUGCAGGACCUCGAGGAAUUAAAUUCUGAGAAGGCAUCAGACAAUAUUGUUAUGAGAUUAAUGGCAUUGUCAUUCCAAUACAACUAUUGUUGGAUAAUUUUAUAUUCCAAAGACACAAUUAACUCAGAGUACCAUCUUACAGAGAAGACCCAUCAGCACCUAGCACAGAUUUAUGCAGCUUUGGUUUCCUGUGGGCUAAAAUCAGAACUGGAUGUAAAGCUUAUAAUUUCCCCAGGAGUAGAAGAGACUGCACUAUUAAUUCGACAAAUAGCUGACCAUAAUUUGAUGACCUCAAAAAGAAAUCCAUAUGACUAUCUGGAUAAAUCCUGGUUUGAAGUUUCACCAUCUAAGGAAGAAAUGUAUUUACUUGAUUUUCCAUGUAUUAAUCCGUUGGUGGCACAGCUCAUGUUAAAUAAAGGACCCUCACUACACUGGAUAUUAUUAGCAACUCUUCCUCAACUUCAGGAACUCUUACCUGAAGUUCCAGAAAAAGUGUUAAAGCAGUUUUGUGACAUCACUUCCUUAUUCAGGAUCAGUUCUUCUCCCAUAAAAGAAUCACCUCAAAUUUCAUCACCUCCAAAAAACAAUAAUCAGGCCUUUGCUUCUCAGAGUUCAGCAACUGGUUCCACAGACUGUAUCAUUCAAGAACAUAAUGAAUAUUAUCAAUAUAUAGACUUAGAAGAGACAGUACAGAAAGACACAAAUAUGACUUCAAAUUAUGACACUUCUUUUAUGGAAUUAAGAAAAAUAUGCCUUUCACCACCUGCGACUUCUUAUAAUCAGACAAGCUAUUGGAAAAACUCCAGUUAUAAUUCUAACAUAAUGCAGAACAAUUCUUUUCUGGCUAACAGAGAAUCAAGAAACAUGGCUAAGAACUCAUUUUUAUAUCAGAAUAAUUCAGAAUCAGAUAUAUUUUCUUUGGGUCUGAAACAAUCAAAUAGUGCACCCACAUCACCAGCUGACACUCAGGAGAUACUUGUCCCUGGAUGUAUAAAUGACCAGAGAAGGCGGCUACCCAAAGCAAAAGAAUCUAUAAAUAAAGAAGCGUCUACUGCAACUCCAGGGUGCUCUCAUUGGAACAUCAAAAACAAGGUUCAGGAACAACAUUACUCAUUCAGUUUACCAGAUAGGACAGAGCAGACUACAUGGAACAACAGGUUCUCCCAGGAAGACCAUUUAUUCACUGAUCAGCAAAAAUGUCUAUUGGAUGAAUCAGGAAGUUUCAUAUAUGAAAGUUCAAAUUCUGGGACUGAGAAGACUGUCUGUAAAGAAUUGCCAUUUGCUCCCAGUAUGGAUUUAUUUUGUGCUUCUGAUUCUCAUGUAAAUCAAAAAGAAUUCAACAAUUUUUAUUUUAACCAAAGUGCUGAAAAAUGUUUAGGACAGAAAAGGCACUCUGAAUUUUCAUCUACCUCAAGGGAAAAUGAACCAUUAACAGGUGGCAUGUGCUCACAAUUACCACAGUUUAAAAAACGACGUCUAGUAUAUGAAAAAGUCCCUGGCAGAGUUGAUGGACAAACUCGUCUAAAAUUUUUUUGAAAGAGAAAAAGGUGCGAAAUACUUUUAAUAAUAAUGACUUAUGUUUGUUGAUACA